Pieris brassicae (large cabbage white) is the source of this 2006-nucleotide messenger RNA. RefSeq names its product knirps-related protein-like. The record is from RefSeq and is a predicted model, not a curated record. Gene Ontology annotation, molecular function: sequence-specific DNA binding; zinc ion binding; DNA-binding transcription factor activity. Lineage: Eukaryota; Metazoa; Arthropoda; Insecta; Lepidoptera; Pieridae. Gene Ontology annotation, biological process: regulation of DNA-templated transcription. The transcript has 3 exons. The coding region runs from base 186 to 1283 and encodes 365 amino acids.
CCGAUGAAAACGCACGUGCUACGAUUCAUGAUUUUCCAAAAUACUCGCGAUGUGUUGUGUUAAGAUUAUUUGUGACUGACUUGGUGAUUUUGAGACUUGUGAUUCGAUUGUAAGGAUUCUGUGUGACUUUUACGGAGGCUGUCGAGUGAGUGGAUUUUCUUUCGUGAAAACACCAAAGAUUUAAGAUGAACCAAAAGUGCAAAGUUUGCGGUGAGCCGGCGGCCGGCUUCCACUUCGGAGCUUUUACGUGUGAAGGCUGUAAGUCUUUCUUCGGACGGUCGUACAACAACCUGAACUCCAUCACUGAAUGCAAGAAUAACGGAGAAUGUGUUAUCAACAAGAAGAACCGGACUGCAUGCAAAGCGUGUCGCCUGCGCAAGUGCCUGAUGGUCGGCAUGUCCAAGUCUGGCUCUCGAUAUGGCCGAAGGUCCAACUGGUUCAAGAUUCAUUGUCUCUUACAAGAGCAACAGCAAGCCGCGCAGACGCAUUCUCCACCGCGGGUGCCACCCUCUCCGCACCAUAUGGCUCCACCUUUUCCCCCUCAUCUCUUCCCAGGUCUGACGCGACCUAGAACAAAAGAAGAACUUGCUCUCCUUGGCUUAGACGACUAUAAGCCUAACUCUGGAUCACCGGACUCACAUCGCAGCGAUUCAUCUCCUAAACUUGAUGAAAAGUCUCGUAUCACACAUGCCCGCCCUCAAGACAGACCACUCACUCCACCGAGGGAUUUUGUUCCCCAUCCACUAGCCAAUAUGUCCUUGCCCCAUUUCCCGCACUCACCGUUCCUUCCCCCACCGCCGUUUAGCCCGUUUGCGCACAACCACCCCCUUUUAUUUCCUCCGGGCUUUCACCCAAUAUAUUCUAGACAUUUGCUGGAUCAUGCCGCGCUUAGACAAGCGGAAAACAACAAUGAUGUGAGAAUCGACGAUCACAAUACAGAGUCGUCCAAACGAUUCUUUUUAGAUGAGAUUUUAAAACAGCAACGCUCAGUGCCGACCCCGCAAGAGGAUAUCUCUGAAGCAGAAUUUGUUCCCACACCACCAGCCGAAAGGCGAACUUCUGAAUCACCUCUGCAAGAGAAUCCAAUGGACUUGUCGGUGAAAUCUGAUGGGAGGUCAAGUUCGGCUCGACGGCGGUCCGACGAUAGCGAAAUAAUAGCGCCAGACCAGGACGACCCCGAGUCGGGCAGCGACCGGGCCUCGGCCAGCGAGGAAGAGGACAUGUCAUAUUCGCAGAUUAAGAGGAUCAAACUCCACCCCCUGGAUUUAACGACCAAAGUUUGACGGCGACGUCUCAGUGCUCCAGGCCAGUAUCGGAUUGUGAUUAAUAUAAGUAGGAUCUUUCAGAGAAUUGUUAUCAAUAAAAGAGUCUAUCCAAAUACGUAAUGUAAGUAGUUUAGUAAAUUGGUUUCAGACCCGGGCGAUGGAUGUACAAAUUCAAUGUAAAUAUAAAUUAUUGUAGUGUUUAGUUUUAGUUAGUCGGUUUGAGAAUGAGCCGGGUGCGACAUUCCAUAGGAAUUAGUAUUCGAAUGUAAUUUAUUUCAUCUAGUAGAAUUGAUUGUGUUUUUUUACCAGUGUAAAUCGGGUGCAUUGUAUCUUCUGUUUAUAUUUAAGUAAUAAUUAGAGUACAGAUUAAAUAUUAAAGCAUCCUGCUGUUAUGCAAUUGAAUCAUUAACGGUCUCUAUUGGUUACAUGUUAAUUUGAAAUUUCGAUUACAAAGAUACUGCCUACUGUGUUCGAUAAAUAAUCUCUGUAGUUCAAUUGUAUAUAAAAGUCAUGUGUAGGCAACUUAUAUGGCUGAAAAUCGCAAUUUCUUAUAUAUGACAGUUAAAUACUAGUGUAAUAUCAUGUAAAUUAUAAAACUAUUGCUCAAAGCUUUGUAUUCAUUAUUAUGUACUCAUUGUGAUUGUGUCACAGAUACUCAUUUGUAAUUUUCGGAUGGUUGUAUAUAAUAUAGUUAGUGAAAGCAUUCCACGAAACGUACAAAUAAAAUGUUUUUGCACUCGA